AGUGAAUAUAAAGAACACGUAGUGAUUCGUGUUUUAAAAACUAAACAAAAAUGUCUAACGUUCCAUUAGUUCGUAAAGCGAUCGCUGGCGCCGCUCGACACUCAUCAAUCCCUACCAAUGAAAACAACCCCUUAGUGCUCCAGCCUGCGCAGGAGAGCCAAUGGACCCCCGCGGCUUUGGAAAGGGCUGGAUCUACCCUAAAGGCUCUCAAUCGAAUGGCCAAGCGUCCGCCCGUGCAUAUACUGUUUGAAGAUAUUAACUAUACCGUGAGUUCACACAAAGGGGAUAACACUAUUCUGCACAAUGUGUCAGGAGAGUUUCGAUCAGGUGAGCUGACGUGCAUUCUCGGACCUUCGGGUGCUGGCAAGUCCUCCUUGAUGAACAUACUGGCAGGAUAUGCUUCAAACAACGUAAGCGGACGAGUAACAGUGAACGGGCACGCGCGCGACAUGCACGUGUUCAAGAAGCUGUGCUGUUACAUUAUGCAGGACGACAUGCUGCAGCCGCGGCUCACGGUCAUCGAGGCCAUGAGGAUCGCAGCUAAUCUCAAGUUGGGCAAGGAGCUUGGUAGAGCUGAAAAGCAUCUUAUCGUUACAGAAAUUUUGCAGACCCUUGGUCUCUGGGACCACCGGGACACGAGAUCCGAGUGCCUGUCUGGAGGACAGUCCAAGCGGCUCUCCGUUGCUUUAGAACUUGUCAACAACCCACCUAUCAUAUUUUUGGAUGAACCUACCACAGGCCUAGACGUAGUAUCGGUCCGGCAACUAGUGGUGCUGCUGCGUCUGCUCUCACGGCAGGGCAGGACAAUCAUCUGCACCAUACACCAGCCCUCGGCCUCGCUCUUCGCACUCUUCGAUCGAGUAUACGUCCUGGCAAGAGGCAUGUGCUGUUACCAGGGCGCUGCGCCUCUCCUCGUCCCGUUCCUGGCCGAGGUGGGCCACAUCUGCCCGACCACGCACAACCCGGCAGACUUCAUGAUCGAGACGCUCGUCAUCGACGUGGAGGCGCCCGCGCAGCUCUCCGAGCUCUGCCAGAACGGGAAGCUGUGUCGCAAGCUGGACCGGAUCACUGCCAGAGGAGGCCGGCGACCUGUAUUGCACUCCGAUGAAUCAAUUCAACGGAUAUUCGUGGAGCACGUGGCCAAGGAGCUGGAGCAGAAGAUGGAGUUCCCCACCACCUUCCUGAUGCAGUUCUUUAUCCUCACCAAGAGGAUGUUUGUGCAGAACAAACGGAACGCUACAGGUCUCUGGAUCCAGUUGUUUCACCACGUGCUGUCAGCCUUGCUGGUGGGCUGCAUAUUCUUCCUCGUGGGCAACGACGGCGACUCACCCAUCGUCAACUUCAAGUUCUGCCUCAGCUGCCUUGUGUUCUUCAUGUACACUUACAUUAUGAUACCUGUACUUAUAUUCCCCACUGAAGUGCGCAUGCUCCGCAGAGAGUACUUCAACCGCUGGUACAGCCUUAAGGCGUACUACGCGGCGCUUACAUUCGCCUCCCUGCCUUCCAUGAUGUUAUUCGGCCUUCUAUUCAUCGGCAUCUCAUACCUAAUGUCAGGGCAGCUGCUGGAAUGGAAGAGAUUCUGUCUUUUCUCUCUCAUCGGGAUUCUAACUGGAGUCUGCUCCGAAGGACUGGGACUACUCAUUGGUGCUGCGUUUAGUGCUACAAAUGGUUCCAUAGUAGGCCCAGCCACUGCAGCUCCGCUCCUAGCGCUCUGCUGCUACGGAAUGGGCUUCGGCCCCAAAAUAGAACUCAUCAUGAAGGUCCUUAUGGCCGCCUCCUAUCUUCGCUACACCGUCACAGGAUUCACCUUAGCCUUAUACCAGGAGAGAAACCCUAUGGACUGCGAUGAUGUAUUCUGUCUUUACGCUGACCCUAAAUUGCUAUUGAGAGACUUGGGCAUGAUUGAUGAUAAUUACUAUUUCCAAAUCCUGGCGCUGUUUGCAUUUACAGUACUGCAUAGGGUGUUAGCGUACUACGCUCUUAGGUACCGAUUGACCGUCGAGUUUUCUAAUAAGUACAUAGCUUAUGUAAGUAAACUAUUCAAACACAAGUAG
Messenger RNA from Cydia amplana, 2054 nucleotides. Its product is annotated as ATP-binding cassette subfamily G member 4-like. Gene Ontology annotation, biological process: transmembrane transport. The transcript has 11 exons. Gene Ontology annotation, molecular function: ATP hydrolysis activity; ATP binding; ABC-type transporter activity. Gene Ontology annotation, cellular component: membrane. Lineage: Eukaryota; Metazoa; Arthropoda; Insecta; Lepidoptera; Tortricidae. The record is from RefSeq and is a predicted model, not a curated record. Bases 51 to 2054 code for a protein of 667 amino acids.